Leptosomus discolor (cuckoo roller) is the source of this 981-nucleotide messenger RNA. RefSeq names its product olfactory receptor 5AP2. NCBI's taxonomy places the organism in Eukaryota, Metazoa, Chordata, Aves, Leptosomiformes, Leptosomidae. Gene Ontology annotation, cellular component: membrane. Gene Ontology annotation, molecular function: G protein-coupled receptor activity; olfactory receptor activity. The record is from RefSeq and is a predicted model, not a curated record. Gene Ontology annotation, biological process: G protein-coupled receptor signaling pathway.
AUGGUUGAAGACAAUGACACAUUUGCGCCUGGGUUUAUUCUCCUGGGCUUCACGAACCGAGAAGACCUGCAGGUGAUGUGCUUUGUCUUAUUCCUUGCCAUCUAUGCGGUCACCCUAAUAGGAAACCUGGUAGUAUUUACAUUAAUCAGAAUCAAUUCGUGCCUACACACCCCCAUGUACUUCUUCCUAAGCCACUUGUCUCUCCUGGACGUCUGCUACUCCUCUACCAUCAUCCCUCAAGCCCUGUGGAAUUUUUUAGUGGAGAAGAAGGUUGUUUCCUUCGUCAGGUGCGCCACUCAGCUCUUCUCCUUUGCAACCUGUGCCACCACCGAGUGCUACAUGCUGGCUGCCAUGGCUUACGAUCGCUACAUGGCCAUUUGUAACCCCCUGCUCUACUCUGUGGUCAUGUCCCGGAGGCUUUGCGUUGGGAUGUUGGCUGGUGCCUACUUAGCUGGUGUGAUCAGCUCCACCAUACACACGGUUUCCAUAUUUCGUCUCCCGUUCUGCCGAUCCAAGAGGAUCAAUCACUUCUUCUGCGACGGACCACCCCUGCUGGCCCUCUCCUGCUCUGACGCCCAUGCCAACGAGGCGGUGGUUUCUGCCGUGGUGGGGUUCAACAUCCUGAGCACCACAGUGUUCAUCCUGGUCUCCUACCUGUCGGUCCUCUCCACUGUCCUGCAGAUCCGCUCCGCGGCCGGUCGGCACAAAGCCUUCUCCACCUGUGCCUCUCACUUUGUCUCUGUCGUUUUGUACUACGGCAGCGCCGUCUUCAUAUACCUGCACCCGGGCUCCGGGCGCUCCUUGGAGCAUGACAAGGUGGUCUCCACGCUGUACUCCGUCGUAGUCCCCAUGCUGAACCCGCUCAUCUACAGCCUAAGAAACACGGACAUGAAGAAGGCCAUGAGGAAAGCAAAAGGUAGAGUCCUCUCCUCCUUGUCCACCCAUGGCUCCUGGCCACCCUGCCGUGGUGAGAAGGGUUAG